This is a messenger RNA of Penicillium malachiteum, 693 nucleotides long. Its product is annotated as glutathione S-transferase family protein. The coding region runs from base 1 to 693 and encodes 230 amino acids. NCBI's taxonomy places the organism in Eukaryota, Fungi, Ascomycota, Eurotiomycetes, Eurotiales, Aspergillaceae. The record is from RefSeq and is a predicted model, not a curated record. The transcript has 2 exons.
AUGGCCUCACAUAUGAAGCCACUCGUUUUACAUGCUCACGCUCACGCGAGCGGGCCAAACCCAGUCAAGAUCGCCAUCGCAUUGGAGGCACUGAAGGUGCCAUAUGUCGUGAAGCCAUGGAAUUUCGGCGAUGACCCAGAGACAGGUGUCAAGGGCGCUGAAUUUCUGAAAAUCAACGAGAACGGUCGUGUCCCAGCACUUGAGGACCCAACUACAGGUGUUACUGCGUGGGAAUCCGGGGCGUGUAUGAAUUAUCUUCGCCGAGUCUAUGACCCUGGCAACACUAUCGGGCCUCCAGGCUCCUCUGCUCAAGACCUCGUCGAUUUUGAGAAAUGGGAAUACUUCCUCUUGACAACCCUGGGUCCAAUGACUGGCCAAUUGAAUUGGUUCAAGCAUUUCAAUUCUCAGAGAAACGACAAUGCUCAGCAGAGAUAUGUUGCCCAGACCUAUCGCUGCUACGAUGUCCUUGAAGGACAGUUGCAGAAGUCGGAUGGAACAAGUAUCCUGCCUACUCGGGUUACGACUGUCGAUUUUCAUUUCGAGCCUUGGGUCAGAGGGCACACAUUUGCGGGUCUCUCCUUAGAGAACUAUCCCAUGAUUCAUAAAUGGCUUGGUUUGAUGGGAGCUCGUGAGGAUGUCCAGGAGGCCUAUGCAAAAAUCCGUAAUAGUACCAACAUUGUAAAGUCAGCUUGA